Rotaria socialis is the source of this 744-nucleotide messenger RNA. NCBI's taxonomy places the organism in Eukaryota, Metazoa, Rotifera, Eurotatoria, Philodinida, Philodinidae. The record is from the annotation of a GenBank genome assembly.
AUGCCAAUAACAGAUAUGAAAUGUAAAGUUACGAUCGAAAUCAUUCUUGGAAAUUAUUUACUUUAUGAUGGUGGACAAUGUGCAAGCUGUAAACAACCUAUUGGAACGCAUCGUAGUCAAAAUGAAGUCGUAAAAGAAAUUAAUAAAUCAAAUAAGAGUCAUGAAGAUGUUAACAUCGAAGCAAGAGACAAUGUGAAUUACAAAUAUGAUGAAUCAGGGCUCGAGAAAAAAAAUACGUCAAUUUCAUCAUACGAAAUCGUUGAUGAGCAGAAUGACGAUCCACCUUCUCUCUUAUCUGAUUCGAAUGAUUCUGAAAGUAUGAAGUCAUAUGAUUCAAAUGACUCUGAAAGUAUGAAUUCAUCUGCUUCUUCGGAAGCACAUUUUCAUCUUCAUUCAAACACAACACGUUCAGAUUCACAGCAAACGGCUAACAAUAACAAAGUUAUACAAACAAAAUUGGAAGAUCAAGCAACUAGAACAGUGUCCGAACGACGUAGCUUUCUCUGCAAAGAAUUCCUGAGAAAACAUUAUUGUUCUCAUAUGGGGUCUGGCAACUUCGAAGAAUUAUAUGUUCGUAUAUUUUCUAUGAUUAAUCAAGAUACGAAUCGUGUUCAUCAUCUAAUGAAACAUGCUCGCCAUUCAUGUCUUGGUCUCGUACAAAUAACAAUGAACGAUGAUCAAUUGAUGGAUUUAUUUAAAUUUUUAAAUCGUUAUCUACCACCAAUAUUUAAAGAAAAUAUAUAG